This is a messenger RNA of Salvelinus sp. IW2-2015, 3096 nucleotides long. The record is from RefSeq and is a predicted model, not a curated record. NCBI's taxonomy places the organism in Eukaryota, Metazoa, Chordata, Actinopteri, Salmoniformes, Salmonidae.
GGCGUUACCCCGGCAAUUUCAAACUAGACCACGAACUUGAUYAAGUCGGUUUGUUUAUGUUAGCUCGCUAGCAAACCAUAACUUKUAUUCUACUAAAAUAGCGAAGAAUUUAGCUAGCUACACUAAAAUAACAUGUCUCAAGUGACUAGAUUGCAAAUAGCAAUGGACACGGAAGAAAUGGUUGCCCAACUUAACAGAAAAGAAUUGCGCAAGCAGCAGUUGAUAGAGUACUUAGCAGCAAAAGGAAGACUGAAGCCACCAAACCCAAAACCUUAUCUUCGAGAUGCCGUUAAAGCAAAGCAGAUCACCAUGUCUACCGUGAAGGAUGAUUUGGACCCGGGAAAAGAGAACCAKGGUCCAAAUUCCCUCAAGAUGAAAAAGGGAACGGUGAAGGUUCAACCUCUGAUGGCCAACGCCGUUUCCCAAACCACUGGCACCUUCUGCAGUACCACCAACAAACAGAGCUCUGCCAACCGUCUCCUCUCUGCAGCAUCGAGUACCACACGUCUCAACGUGCUCAAAGGCAUGACAAAGCCUUCUGCAGUUGCCCCAAGUCACUCAACCAGCCUGAGGACGGCUCCAGCCAGAUCACAAUCCACUGUCCCUACCAAAAGAUGGCCAGGCACCACCAACCAACCCAGAACCCAGCCUAAUCCAGCUGUUAAAGUCGGCAACACACGCCCUAGCUCAGACAAACCCCUGGCAAACGCUGGUAGAACACGUUUAGCCAACACAACCAGACCAAAGCCAAAUAUUACUGGGAAACCCGCUAACACACUCCGCACAGCCAGCACGCGGCCCAACACAGCCAGCAGGCCUUGUGUCUGUCCAGGUGCAGCCUAGAAGCACCACCGUCCCUGCUCCAGCAUCAGCCUCCUUCACCCCCCUGGUCUUGAACAGAGCAUGCCCAAGCACCAGCCCAGUCCCAGCUGUGACCCAAAAGCCACCAGUUACUGCUCAGAGGAGAAGGAAUCCCUUCACUGGCGUGAGUGAGACUAACCAGAGGACAACUGCCUCGGCUGUGGACAAUGGGCAAAGGAGGAGCCAAGCUGUGAGUAGGACUGAUUCCAAACCACUCCCAGAGAGAUCCAGUAAACCAGCAGGGCAGAGACAACCUGUCACUGGACCUAAACCCAUCAUCCAAGGCCCUACUGGUCCUGGGCACAAGACUGCAGCUACGAAGCCAGGUAAUAAAAGGACAACCAAAACCUCUCCCAGAGUUUCCAUCCAAGAGGUUGAGUGUAUUCAGAGGGCUGCAUCACAGCACAGGGCUGAGGCUAGAGAAGCAGGAGCCAGCACUAGGAUAUGGAAGGCUGCCUCUCGAGCUUCCACCGGGAUAACAGGAAACCAAUGGCAGAACACGGCUCUGAGUAGGGCCAUGCAUGCAGCUGUGGCUGCGAUGGGACAGAAAAGCAGCGGCGAGGAAAACCGAGGCAUGGUGGAGAGCGGGUGGGCAGACACUGACACCAAGAAUGAGCCCAAUGCUCCAUCGCCCUCAUCAACAUCUCCGGCGUGUUGGCCUAGGCCUCACAGCAGCACAGUAAAUGGUGUGUGGAUCCCCCAGACGGUGCCUCGCUCUGCCAAAAAGUCCAGCCAUGGCCAGGAGGAGGUGGGGUGGGAGGCUGGUGUUGGCCUUAAGACACCCAGAGACCAGGCCAGGGUCGUGCCCAAGACAGAGGGCCGCAGGAAGAUGACAGCUGCCCAGGAAGAGAGAAUGCAGAAGCUCCAGGAAUGGCGUGAGAACAGGGGCAUCUCCUACAAGCGUCCCCCCAUGCCGGUGAGGCCUCCUCGGGUGCGGCGCACCWUGGCCCURCCUCAGGCUUACUGGGACGGUAUGGAGGAGGAAGUUGAGGCCAGGUCUCUGGUUGAAGCUGUGGACCGGUGCCUGGCUGACUGCAUCAAGRUGCUGAAUGAGGGCUGCCUGUCCUCCCAGGUGCAGGAGAUGCUGUCCACUGUGCCCAUGGCCGAGAAGUUCUCCAAGUACUGGAUCUGCCAGGCCCGUCUGAUGGAGCGCCAGGGCAACCUGGAGGUUCUGCCGCUGUUUGAAGAGGCUGUACGAGUGGUGUUAGAGCCAGUGGAUGAGCUGCGGACUGUUGUGUUUGAGAUGCUGAAAAAGAAGGAAGAGACACAAGGUCAGUCUACCGUAGCAUCGGAGCAGGAGCCUGUAAGAGAGCAGGAUGACGUUAUGGAGCUUCACUCUACACCAGACCCCAUGGCCACACCCACAGCCGUCAAAGCCCUGAUCCGUGGUGACCGAGGAGGCUCGUCUGUGGUCAAGUACAAGAUCACCGCCACUCCAGGUGGUUUUAGGAGCCAGAAGAGGGAGGCGGCGGUGGCCCGCGUGUUGGACGGACAGGAGCUGAGAUUCUUCACCCCCGUCAGGCGCUCAGUGAGGAUCGAGAAGUCCGCGCUCUGCUACCCCGCCUCCCUGCAGGAGCACGACCUAUGUGUGGCCUCCUUCAAUGACCUGAUGGCCCAGCAGGAUGAGAGAGAGGGGGAAGGAGAGAGGGAGGGAGACGAAGAGGGGGGAGGCAGCGCCGGGCCCGUCCCAAACGGUCAUCUGUACGUGUACAGAGAGAACGGUGCGCUGAGAGACAAGGUCAACAUCCAGCUGGUCUACGCUGAGGAAGAAGACUAAUGGGCUGUGUCCUAGUAGUGUAAAGUGGCUUCCUCUCCUGCUUUACCCUGAUCUACUAGUACAGGAAUAGGGAGGUGCUGGAUAUGGUGCCCACUCACCAUCUGGGAAUGUAGCUUACACCUGUCCAGUUGUAUGUCCUUCAGUGCAUCGCCACGUUCCUUAGUGGCGAGCUGUAGUAAAACAAACAGUUCUGAAAGACCUGGGGGAUGAGUUUGUCAAUCUAAACUUUUCUGUACAGAAUCCUGCAGGAAGAGCCUGUCUAUCCAUCUGUCUGUGUUAACAGGGGACAAUGUCUGUCUGGAGGACAUGCACAGAUGGGUUUCCAACUUGACAGUUACUCAUUUGUAUGUCAAACCAAAAGCAUCCAUUGACUUUUUAGAUGGACUUUUGUUUUUUUAAUGCAAACUGUGGUAAGUUAUUUUUAUUUUUUUAUUUUUUUAGAUUGUACAUACAGUUGA